AUGGCAACUCGCGAGCGAAGAGUUUCGCGGCCGCCCUUGCGUUUUGUCCAGGAUGCUACAAUACCUUGUCAAAAUGCAGAGUACUGGGAGCAGGGCCGGCGCAGGGACAACAGGCCGGUCCGGCAGGUCUACAAAUUGCUGAAACAGAAGGACAUUCGCAAGGACCUUGCAGGCCAGGAGGUUCACGUCUACUGGCCCGAGGACCAGCAAUGGUAUCGUGCAAAUGUGGAAGAGGUAAAACCCUUUGCAAAUGCAAAAGUCCUGAUGGCCGCUGAAGUGUCAUGCAAGUGUACCUUGGCCCCAACACGCGUGAAGGUGACGAUACAGCAGUCGGAGCAGCCAUCCGCAUACCUUCAUUACCCAGACACGGAUGAAUAUGAGGACGUGAAUUUAAACGAGCUGGUUGAGUCCAAGCAAAUUGCUGUCAUUGAAAACAAGUCGUUUUACGCCAAGUUAAAGCGGGAUGAGAUUCCAGUCAAUGCGGCUGAUCGGUUGACCGCCGUGUAUGAAGACGACGAUGGCUGUUCUGGCGACACUGCCGCUUAUGAUGACGUUGGCAGUGACGAGAGUGAAGGUGAUGGUUCAGAGAUCGAAAAGACCAAGAGAAGCUGGUUUGGAGCGAUCGGCCCGAAGCAAGGUUGCCAGGAUUUCGAUGAGCUACAGCAACUGCGCAAUCUUACAGGAAUGCCAAACGGACAGCAAGCGGUAACUCGAGUGGAGACGAAGGUUGGCGCGCCCGGACCGCACCCCCAUCUGCGCCAGCCCCACGGCAACGGCACUGCCGUACAGGGAACACCCGGCGGCGCCGCCGGCGACGCGCUGGCGGCUGACAAUGACAUGGCGGAGGCGGAGGCCUUCAAGAACAGCCUCAUGAACGCGCUGAUGCACACCUUUGGCGGUGGCCCUCCCUCAACCAUGAUCCCUACCCCCGGCGGGAUCAUGAUCCCCACCCCAGGGCCAGCGGGCGGGGCCGUGGCUGCCGCCGCCGCCGCUGGCACCGUGGGCGUCGCUGGCGGGCACGCGCCCAUGAUCAUGAUCCCCACCCCCGGCGGGGCUGCCGGCGGCGCCGCCGGCAGCGGCGGCAAUAUGCCCGGGGAGGCACCUGGGUCCGCCCGCGGCAGCGGCAGCGGGGGCCAUCUUCGAGGGGAGCGCCACGGCGGUGGACUGCGGACUCAGGCCAGCUUGCCCUCCGCGGGCAGUGUAGGUAAUGAUGACGAGGUGCGGUCCAAGGUACGAGAGCAGCUGGCGUCGGCGCUGCAGCGGGCGCUGGACGAACUCAAGGCUGAGGGCUACACGGAGGCGCUCCCCGACCCGGCGGCUGUGGCGGCGGACGUGGAAACCGAGCUGUACAAGCUGCACGACAACUCGGUGUCGAAGGACUACAAGGCCAAGUUCCGGUCCCUGUCCUUCAACCUCCGCGACAACGGCAACCCCGAGCUGCGGGCCCGCGUGUUGCGGGGCGAGCUGCCUCCCCCCCGGCUGGUGACGCUGGGUCCCGCAGAGCUGGCCAGGAAGGAGCUGAGCGAGUGGCGGCAGAAGAGGCAGGAGGAGGCGGCCAAGAUGGUGUUUCUGGAUGCAGGAUUUCACGGCGGCGACGCCACUGGCGCGGCGCGGCGGCUAUCCUCUGGGAUGCCGCGAGCGACCGCUGUCGGCGGCGGCGACGGCGCCGCCCCGGCGGAGCUUGGGCGCAGAAUGUCGACGGAGGCGGGGAUGGACGGCUUGCCAGUGGCGCCGCCGGGUACGGCAGCGGCUGCGGCGGCAGCGGCGGCGGGCUCCUCCCCGGCGAAGCGUACGGUGUUGAGGGCGGCGCUGCCCGCUGCGGCUACGACAGGAGAUGAGACGCCGCCGCGAGCUGACCAGGACGGUGACGCGCCGUACGACCCCGACAAGUACGACGAGCCGUACGAUCCCGAGGCUCAGCAGCCCGACGAUGACGACGCCAACUUACCCAAGUACGAUCCCUUUGACGGCUCCGAGCCGCCGCCGCCGCCGGCAUCUCAGCCGGCUGUGGUCAACGCCUCCGCCGCCGCCGGCACUGCAUACGCGGGGGCUACUGCCAAGUCGGUUUCCAUCGCUUCACUGCGAGCCGCGCCGGCAGCUACCGCCGCCGCCGCCGCCGCCGCCGGCGGUGCAGACCGUCCAGGGUCCCAGCCGUCACCGCUGCGCUCCCCGCCAGCUCCCGCGACGGCGGCGGCGACGGCGGCGGCGGUGACGGAUCUUGCCCCGGUAAUUCAGCGGCAACAGCCCGGGGAGGGGCCCCUUCCCGAUCUGCCUCUGGACAGCGUGGGCGAAACGUUAUGGAGCGGUGUAAUGCGGUGUCCGGGAGCGACCUCGGACAACCUGGUGCCGGUUGAGGUGUCGUACCUUGGCGGCAGCGGUCGUCUGGGCCCUAUGUUGCGGUGCUCCGAGCCUCCUACGGAGCUGCUGGUGAAGGGGCAGGUAAAAAUGGCCCGAGUGGAGCAGUUCUUUGAGGAUCUUCGCCGCAGCCGCAGCCGUACCAUCACACUGGCGCUUGUACGACCACUCAGUUUCGAAGAGGCCGUGGCGGCUGGCAUGACGGAAGCGGCCAAUGCGAUGGCGGCUGGCCGAGUGGGCGGCAUGGCGGAGUUUGUGACACAGCACCGCAGCCGUGCAGGUUUGGCGACGCCGCAGGCGGCUCUGGAGGCUUACCUUGUGACCCGUGGGUCGCUAGCGGCGCGGCUGCUCAAGACGGCGCGUGUGGUGUGCCCCGCCACCCAGUUGGCGCUUCUUCCCGAAGACAUUGGUGAUGAGCAGCUGCUGCUGGCCCUGGUGCACCCGAGGUCCUGGGAGGCCCCGCCGCACGCCCUCGUCGCGCCGCCACCACCACCACCACCACCAUCCGUUCACCACCACCACCACCAUCAUCAACAUCAGGAACACCAUCCCCACCAACACCACGGCCAGUCGUUCGCUCUAGGGCAGCAGGGGCUGGAGCAGCCGGCGGCGGCGCCGCCGCCGCUGGAGAUUGACUUCAACGGCCUGGCGGCCGCGGCGGCGGCGGCGGGCCUGCUGACGCCGCCGCCGGGAGCCCCGACGGCGGUACCCGCCGGAGUACCGCCAGCGGCGGCGGCACCACGGCCGGCGGCGGAUGGUGGAGGCGGCCUACCUAUUGACCUUGGUGCGUUGAGUGACCUAGCGGCAGCGCUGGGUAUUCCCGGGACAGGGACAGCGGCACCGCACUCUGAGGCCGCCGCGCCGCCGCCCCAGGCGGCGGCGGCGGCGCCGCCGCCGCCGGCAGCGGUUAUCGUUGAUGCGCCUGGCGGCGCCGCCGCGCCAGCCACUCAGCUUGUAACCGUGGUGAUGCAAAACCCUGACGGCACAUUGGCGAUUGUGGCGAUGCCGCCGGGGACGGCGCCGCCGGGCGGCCCACCGGCGGCAGGUCCGCCGCCGGCGGUGCUGUUGCAGCCGCCGCCGCCGCCGCAGGCAGCCCUUGGUCCGCCACCUGGUCCCGGCGGAGCCCCAAGUUAUCCCCUCCAGGGCCCCCAGGGAACGCAUCCAGAUCACCCAGGGAUGCUGCCGCCGCCGUACCUGCCGCCGCCGGGAGCGCCGCCGCCGGCAGGGCCUUAUGGAGAGCCGCCGCCGCCACCACACGAGCACUACCCUGGCGGCCACGGCCCCCCACCGCAUGGUCGGUACGGCGAGCCACCGCCGCCCAUCAACAACAGCAUCCACAGGAGCCGCCGUACUAUGGAGGACCGCCGCCGCCGCACCACCACCACCAUCAACACCACUAUCAACCGCCGCCGCCAGGGCAUGGUGGCGGCAGUGACCCGGGGGCUCCACCGCCGCCGUACGGGCCGUCACGUGACGGUCCUGAAGGACGGCCGCUGCCGUACUACCCGCCGCCUCGAGAUGGUCCCGACGGCCGCGGACCAGGAGGGUACGACGACCCGUACUAUCACCGCGGCGGCCCGCCAGGCCCCCAUGAUGGGCCUUAUCCGCCGUACCGCGGAGGUCCUCCAGGGAGAGGCGGCGGCCGCGGUGGCGGCGGCGGCGGCGGCCCGCCCCGAGGUGAAUGGGGUGGCGGCGGCGGCGAACAAGGCCGGUGGGGUGGCCGCCGUGGCGGCGGUGGCCGUGGUCGCGGAGCCCACGAGGACGGCCGCGGCGGCGGCGGCGGUGGCGGUUACGGGUACGAGGGGUAUAGCGGCGAUCGGGGUCGGCCCCAUGACGGCGGCGGCUACAGAGGUGGCGGCCGUGGCGGCGGCGGCGGCGGUAGAGAUCGAGUUGAUUGGGCCGGCGGCGGCGGCGGCGGCGGCGACCGGAGGGAUUGGGAGGGCGGGAGACCUGAACGGGGUGGUGGGGAGUGGGCCCGAGAUCGCGAGCGUGUGGGUACCACCAGCCGUCCGGACGCACACCAUCCCCGCUAAGGAUGGCGCCGUACGACAUCGGAUGCGGUUUGACGACUCCCCUUUGAGGGGUGUGACCUGA
Messenger RNA from Volvox carteri f. nagariensis, 4449 nucleotides. RefSeq lists its product as uncharacterized. Gene Ontology annotation, biological process: DNA-templated transcription. Bases 1 to 4449 code for a protein of 1482 amino acids. The transcript is spliced from 18 exons. Gene Ontology annotation, cellular component: nucleus. Lineage: Eukaryota; Viridiplantae; Chlorophyta; Chlorophyceae; Chlamydomonadales; Volvocaceae. The record is from RefSeq and is a predicted model, not a curated record.